Rotaria sp. Silwood1 is the source of this 462-nucleotide messenger RNA. NCBI's taxonomy places the organism in Eukaryota, Metazoa, Rotifera, Eurotatoria, Philodinida, Philodinidae. The record is from the annotation of a GenBank genome assembly.
AUGUAUGUAAAUCAUAUUGUAAUCUUGCUUUUUUUUCAGAGUAAUGCUGAUUCUACAUCAUUGUAUGAUAUUGAUGCUUAUACAAUCAAACUAGCUGAUCAAGCUAUUCUAAUGAUUAUAUUCUGUCUAACAUUAAUUGUAGUUCUUGCUCAUAUUAUAUUUAAACUUCGUUAUCGAUAUUCAUGGCAUCGAGUUUCAUAUGCGAUAGCUUCUCUAUGUAUUAUUUAUGCAUUUACUCUAUUUGGUAUAUCAGUUUUUGUUGCUUAUUGGGAAGAUAAAUUAAGGAAAAGUUUGACUAGUACACAUUUAAACAAUCAACGUAUAAAUACACCAAAUGGUUUAGUAAAACCACAAAUCGGUUCAGCAGCAGUCGCAGCUGCAUUUGGUUUUGCAGCAUGUUGUGUUUUUCUUGCCGAAGCUUUAAUUCGAUUUUGCCAUUUAGCCGAUAAAAUUCAAACAUAA